UCGUGGUGCACCAUGAAAUCCACCACCACCAUCCUCUCGGCCCUCCUGGCGCUGGCCAUGACCGGGCUGGCCGAUAAAACCUGCACCCCGAGUUUCGAUUACUGCUCGGACGUGCUCCUUGAUUCGAAGGGCUUCUCGCAAGAUGAUCUUACAGCUGCCCUCCAAGGCACUGGGUACGAGAAUGAAGAUGUGGGGGAUAUUCUCUUUCAUUGUACGAAUCCGGGCCAGAUUGGCCAUGCCAAGUUGUGUGAGAAUGGGUGUCAGGAUCCCCCACAGGAGGGGAGUCAUGGGUGUGAUGGGUAAAUGAUGAUUUACUAGGAUUUAUUGUGGAUUUGAUUUAAUUGGAGGGGUUCGGUAGUGG
Messenger RNA from Aspergillus sclerotioniger CBS 115572, 361 nucleotides. RefSeq lists its product as uncharacterized. The coding region runs from base 13 to 303 and encodes 96 amino acids. NCBI's taxonomy places the organism in Eukaryota, Fungi, Ascomycota, Eurotiomycetes, Eurotiales, Aspergillaceae. The transcript is spliced from 2 exons. The record is from RefSeq and is a predicted model, not a curated record.